AAGUUAAAUUAAGCUUAGAAUUUAAAUUUUUUGAUAGAGUUGCCAACUACUUAAAAAAAUUAAGUAAAAAGGGCAUAAGUUGAAAAAAUGUGGCAAUAUGGGUACCAAACUAAAAUAGUUGCAGAAAACUUCGAGAUAAAAUAUAUUUCGAGUAGAGUUACCAAAUGUUUUAAUAAAAAACAGGUUCGUCCAAAAGUUAAUUAGAAUAGAGUAAAUUGUUGUAAUAAGGCUUUCGAGAUUUGAAAGAUAUCUUACAAAAUUAGUGAAUUGGAUAUUUUUGUACAAAAAAUAAAUAUUAGAAAAGAGCAGUCUUCUACUCUGAACAUGUCGGAAGACAGACCAAUUGGAUCAAUUUAGUAAAAGGAAAAUAGAUCCAAGGUUUUUGAGACUUUCAAACAGAAUAAGAAUCAUAUAUGUAUAUACACAUUAUUUGAAAGGCCAAGUUUAGUCYAGCAAAUUGUGAAGAUUAGAUUUCCAAAUUCAAAAAAACAAAAACAAAAAAAAAAGAAUUCAAAUCACAAUUUUUUAGGCUAGAUAUUUUUAAGUCACUGUGACUGACUGAUUUGAAUUUAUCUACCAUUCGAUUGUGGGUGCGACUUUCGUCCACUGAAAACAAUUAGAAUUAUGAGGAGGAAUUACAGUGACAAAUUAAUACCUCGAUGGAUUUUUAAUACCAGCGGACAUUUUUGCAGGGGCUUAGAGUUUUUCAGCACUUAAGUGGCAAACUAAAAUGAUUUCCUUUACAAUGGGAUUUAUGAUGCAAUAACGAGCUAGAGUAUUCCUUUAUUCCUUUAAAGUAUUUGCUUCUACAAUUUAGACCCUUUCAAAAACAGUAAAAUUCGAUAAAAAUUAAAAUUUGUUUUCUUUUGAAAUUAAAAAUUGAGAAACUAAAAGUCUCCAAAAUUUUCAAAAAAACACUUGCAAAAGUCACAAAAAUUAUGCCGACUAACUCACUUGAGCAAAGAAUUAUUUUUUUCUGUUAAAAGGGUUUUUGCAUUACAAAAGAAACUCAGCAAUUAGUUUAUGUGCCACACAUUAGACAAUCGCAUAAAACGGUGCGCUUGGCCUCGCUGCACUUUUAGUGCAUUUUCAACAUUCGAACAACGAGUACUGCGGCGCUGUACAGAAAACGCGAUCUUUUAAGCAAUAAAUUACAAACAAAGUAAAAAAUCAAGCGASAUAAUGCCCACAAAAUCGGUGCACAAGUGGAUGUCGGACGAAAUGGCGCGUCUCUCGACGAAGUUCGCACGCUACAAGCCUAGCUGCAACGGCUACAACCGCAUACAGCCGGUGCUGCUGUCGCGCAGCGUCACCCAGAUGCUGAACAAUCCAUUGCCGGUGGAGGAUCAAAUCGGCAGCAACAUGACGGCGACGAGUCAACAGCAGCCGCAACAGAARCAACAGCAAKCACACGGGCGUCCCAAAGGUGUAUUGAGUCGCUCGGAAGCCGAUUGGGAGGAGGUCUAUCCGACCGUGCAGUUUGGGCGUAGUGAACAUUGUGAGGCGGAUGCCAAGAAGGCGGAACGAAAAUUCGCUUACUAUCGCAACUGUUCGACAAGGAUAAUUUAGGUUCGAAAAGGAUAUGAUGCUACAUAUGCCUUUAUAUGCAUGCAUAUAUGUGCAUAUGUAUAUAUGUAUGUAUGUAUGCAGUUAGAGCAAUGCGUUUUUAGCACUGCCGCUUUUCAUUGUGUAUGAUAAAUAUUUAGUAUUAGUUUUUGCAAUGUACAAGUUUUGCAAAAAUAAUUCAUUUAUAUUUAAAUGUU
This is a messenger RNA of Bactrocera latifrons, 1763 nucleotides long. RefSeq lists its product as uncharacterized. Lineage: Eukaryota; Metazoa; Arthropoda; Insecta; Diptera; Tephritidae. The record is from RefSeq and is a predicted model, not a curated record. The coding region runs from base 1183 to 1569 and encodes 128 amino acids. The transcript has a single exon.